CAGACGUGGACUAGAGGGAGGCUAAAGAUGAUACUGAGAACCGCCCCUGGGGGCAUCGUCCUUCUGCUCGCGCUUGCCGGGUCAGUUGGCGGUCAGGAUGACGAUUCUUUGGCUAGUACUUUUCUAUCAGGUUUUUUAAAUUCAUUAACAAGCACGGCGAAGAUCGCCGACUGUCCGGGAGUAUGUGUACACGCGCUGGCGACCUUAAUGUGCGACGACGUUCUGGAGGAUGUCCAGUGUCCCACGUCGAGUAUGCGGUGCUGCCUCGAGGAUCCGAUAAACAGUACUGCCUCAUCCUCAGAGAAUGUUAUUGACGACGAAGGGCCGACCACGACUCUAUCCACGACGGUGGUCAAGACGACCACGAUUUCUACGACGACACCCGCGACGACUACUACGACGCUCGGCACGUCUACUUCUUCCACUUCGGCAAAAAUUACACCAGAAAGCCACAGCGAGACAAAUGAGAAGUCACCGACGAAAACUUGUUCGGGCAUCUGCAUGGCCGAGAGAAUCGCCGAUUAUUGCGACGCCGUGCUCAUGAUAGAGAGCCUUUGCAAACCGGGCUACAAAUGUUGCGUGUCCAGAGACGCUUUCGGGGAUUCUCCGCCGCCUGAGCUUCAAGUGAUCGAUCGUACGAAUUCUUCCCGUUACGAUGAGAAAAAGGGUGACGGAUCCUCCAGCAAGAUCUCGUUCUCGUCAACGACAACGCGACCGAACGCAUCGUCAUCAACGAGCACUUCAGCGAUCUCCGCGAUUGCGACGACAAUGAUGACAACGAUGUCGGCGCUUACAAGGCAGCCGGCAGUGACGACAAUGGCGACGACAACGAGGCCAAAGCCAGUAUCAAAGCCGUGCAAAGGAGAAUGCACGAGCGAUCUGUCCGCGUUCUUCUGCAACAACAUCGACGGAGACGCGGAUUGUCCCGCCGAUGGAUCCGUCUUGACGGUUUGCUGCAUCAAUGAUCCGCCACCGCAAAAAACGGUAAUAAAAUCCACUGAAACGACAACGACGAUCCGACCGUACACGAAAGCUCCUCAACCGAGGCUGCCACCGUGUCCCGGCUUUUGUCUCCUGACAAUUAUGGCAGCGUUCUGCGAGCGACCGAACUUGAUCAUAGCGAAAACGUCGACUUGCCAAUCUGGCUCGAUCUGUUGCGACAAUACGAAGAGCCCGCCACAGGUAAUUAAUUAAUCCUCUGUCUGGAUUUGCCAACCUGCACAAAGAUAAUGAGAUAGAAAUUGUUUACCGAUAUAGACGGCGAGACCAAGACCGAGACCUACCCCGCGACCAACGACAACGGUGUCGUUACCACCGGACCCACGCCCGGAAUGUCCCGGCUCCUGCAUCGUGUCCUACUUGUCGUUCACCUGUUUCAGAAACGCCGAGCUGACGAAUCUGUUCAAGUGCAAGAAACAGGGACACCAGUGCUGCGCUCCGAAAUCUCUGAUAAGAGAAUUCCACGGUGGAAAUGCCACGGAACCGGUCUUGACCAACAGGAACGAUACGUUCCACGUCACUCCCCGACCUUACGCCACUCCACUUACGACGUCGAUUUACGAAACGACAACGGUUACCACUACGACCAGGAGUCCGGUGUACAGUAAAUACGUUUGCGGCGUAAAGGGAACCUCUCGCGGCCCGAUUCAGGCACGAAGUUCCGACAGAGUCGCGCGCGUGGUAGGAGGUGAGGAUGCAGACGCGAACGAGUGGUGCUGGCAGGUCGCCCUGAUAAAUUCCCUGAACCAGUAUUUGUGCGGCGGUGCGCUCAUAGGAACGCAGUGGGUCCUCACUGCGGCACACUGUGUCACAAACAUCGUGAGAUCCGGCGACGCGAUCUACGUGAGAGUGGGUGAUCACGAUCUCACCCGAAAGUACGGAAGCCCCGGCGCGCAAACCUUACGCGUUGCAACCACGUACAUCCAUCACAAUCACAACAGCCAGACGCUCGAUAAUGAUAUCGCCUUGCUGAAGCUUCACGGUCAAGCGGAACUGAAAGACGGAGUCUGUCUGGUCUGUUUACCUGCGCGAGGUGUCAGCCACACCGCCGGGAAGAGAUGCACAGUGACCGGUUAUGGAUACAUGGGAGAAUCUGGUCCCAUACCCCUUCGCGUACGCGAAGCGGAAAUACCUAUUGUCAGCGAUGCUGAAUGCAUAAGGAAAGUAAAUGCCGUGACUGAGAAAAUCUUUAUUCUACCGGCCAGCAGUUUCUGCGCUGGUGGGGAGCAGGGAAAUGAUGCCUGUCAGGGCGACGGUGGAGGUCCUUUGGUAUGUCAGGACGAUGGUUUUUACGAACUCGCUGGAUUGGUGUCCUGGGGAUUCGGUUGCGGCCGCCAAAAUGUGCCGGGCGUCUAUGUAAAGGUCUCUUCGUACAUCGGCUGGAUAAAUCAGAUUAUAUCGGUGAAUAAUCUCUAGUUUAUUUUGCGCAUAAUGUCUACGAUCAUUAUAUUUAAGAUUUAAGAAGUUUAUUUAUUGAUGGAACGUUGUAGUACCUUUACGCGCUUGAUGAUACAUUUCUCUCUCUCUCUGCAUUUUUGUUACAUGUGUCAUCAAGCGUGUUUAUUGUGUUUUUUAAAUAAUGAAGAUAUUUUUUUACGUGACAUAUGCUUUUAGAUAAGUGACCCGAUUAAUUAUAGAUUAAUUAAUCAAAAGGGGAAAGAUACACGUGUUAUUUAUUUAUAUUAAAUCAUGUAACACGCGCUCUAAGAGCCAACAAUAUAUAUAUAUAUAUAUAUAUAUGUGUGUGUGUGUGUGUGUGCGCGCGAAAAUCAUUUUUCAAAUGGAUAUAGACUUAUGGGUGACAAUUCCUCGAUAAUUUGCUACAAGUGAAGCCACUUUGUAGUACGCAAGUUGCAUGUGCAAAUAUUAUACAAUACUAUUAAUUAUUAUUCAAUUUUAUUCAUCCAUGAAGUUGGUUUUACAUUUUUUACGUUUACAUUUUUAAAUGGUUAAAUGGUUAAAAUUUCCAAAUUUUUCUCUAUUCUCAUCGGGAGACUAUAUUGAAUAUAUUGAUUAUUCUAUGCUUUGUAUAUUAUCGCGUUACUCGUAAGUUGUUUACACGUAUCUAGGAUCUUGCGUCAAGUGCAAGAGCUAGCAAAUUGUACAUCCUGAAUACUAUACAUAAUUAUUAAGACUAAAUACUUUGUAAGCUAUUGCAAGAUAUUGAAAAUUUCCAUCAUUCAGUGAUUGUUACUCUAUCCUUAUAUGAGGAAAUUUAUAACACAAUGAAUAAAACAUCGUAUUUGUAAAA
This is a messenger RNA of Ooceraea biroi (clonal raider ant), 3250 nucleotides long. RefSeq names its product trypsin-like serine protease domain-containing protein masquerade (gene mas). The record is from RefSeq and is a predicted model, not a curated record. NCBI's taxonomy places the organism in Eukaryota, Metazoa, Arthropoda, Insecta, Hymenoptera, Formicidae. Gene Ontology annotation, biological process: proteolysis. Gene Ontology annotation, molecular function: serine-type endopeptidase activity.